AAAGCAAAUGCGGCAAAUUUUAUUUCAGAGUGACCUGACCAACGGAAGAGCGGGCGAUGCAGGCGGGACGAGGAGGCCGAGGAUAGCAGAUAGAUUUAGGGUUUGAGCUUUGAUUCUCCGGUUUUCUCGCAUUCCAAUGGACUUCUGGAAUCAUCCUGACGGUAACAUUAACCACCAUCUGGAGAGCAGGCGCAUCGACUCUCUCCAGGAGAUGAACCAUCGGUUGCAAAUGCAUUCAUCUUUGGUUCGAAGGCUUGCCCUUGAUAAAGUCAUGGAGGGCCAUCAUGGUUGUGUUAAUGCAAUUUCUUGGAAUUCAAGCGGCUCGUUAUUGAUCUCCGGAUCAGAUGAUACCAGAGUUAAUAUAUGGAGCUACUCAACCGGUGGACUGAUUCAUAGCAUUGAUACGGGGCAUUCUGCAAACAUAUUUUGUACAAAAUUUGUUCCAGAGACAUGUGAUGAACUUCUUGUUUCUGGUGCGGGUGAUGCAGAGGUUCGCCUGUUCAAUGUGUCUCAUGCAAAGUGGAAAAGUGGCGAUGUUAGCACCUUGGAACCAUCAGCGUUUUUCCAGUGCCAUUCCAGGCGGGUCAAGAAGUUGGCUGUUGAAGUUGGAAAUCCUCAUAUAUUGUGGAGUGCAAGUGAGGAUGGGACAUUAAGGCAACAUGACUUAAGGGAAUGUUCUACUUGCCCUCCUGCAGGUUCUUCUAGUCAGGAAUGCCGCAAUGUUCUUCUUGACCUUCGAUGUGGGGCAAAAAAAUCUCUAGCUGAUCCUCCAAAGCUUUGCUUAUUACUGAAAUCUUGUGACAUAAGUACCACGCGACCCCAUCAAAUCCUUGUAGGGGGAAGUGAUGCGUUUGCCCGAUUGUAUGAUAGGAGAAUGCUUCCUCCAUUGACAACUUGCCAGACCAAAGCAAAACCACCUCCUUGCAUUAGUUAUUUUUGUCCAAUGCAUCUUUCAGAGCACAGGAGGUCAAGCUUGCAUUUAACCCAUGUUGCAUUCAGUCCGAAUGGAGAUGAAGUGCUAUUGAGUUAUAGUGGAGAGCAUGCUUAUCUGAUGGAUGUUAACCUUGGUGAUCAGGAUACCAUGAGGUACUUUGUUAAUGAUGUUUCAAAGCUGCUAUCAAUCAACAGCUGUAGAGAAACCGGUCUACUGCCACUUAAAACAAGUUCAAGCCAAUUCACUGGAAGUAAACGCCAUUUGGGAAGGCUUGAAAUGUGCAAGAUGUUGGUGCAAGAAGCCGCAAAAACUUUAGAAGAAGGAUCAAAUGUCUUUCAUGGAAUUGAGAUGUGCAAUGAAGUGCUUCAUGGCAAAGGUCCUGAUGUUGGCCCUGCAAUGAGGCAUGAAUGCUUGUGCAUUCGAGCAGCUUUGCUUCUUAAGAGAAAAUGGAAAAAUGAUGUUCAUAUGGCUAUAAGAGAUUGUAACAAUGCUCGAAGCAUUAAUCCAACAUCAUUUAGAGCAUAUUACUACAUGUCAAAAGCACUUAUGCAGUUACGGAAACACAAAGAAGCCUUAGAUUAUGCUUUGGCUGCACGUGAAUUAGAUCCAACAAACUCUGAGGCUGCAGAAAAGGUGGUAAACAUAAUGGAUCAUAUUGCUGCAGCUGAAGAAAAAAGGAAUAGAGAGGAUUGUGAGGAUUCAACUAGGGGAAAGGUGUGCCGUGGAAGAUUGAGAUCGUUGAGUGAUGUACUCCUCCGGACGGGAUUCAAUAGUGAGGAUUCUUUGGAUGGUCAUGAGCUUGAGAGGGUUGAUUCUGACUAUGAAGAUGAAAUGGAAGUGGACUUUGAAACUUCAAUAUCUGGGGAUGAAGGCUCUGACAAUGAACCAAACUUUUUCCGUGGAAGUUUAAAUUUGAGAUUUCACAAAAGAGAUUAUUUAAAAAGAGACAACACUGUAGCCAAUGGUUCACUUGGUCUAUCAGCUCAACAUGAGGCCUCUUAUGAGCCUGAAGCUGCUAUUGAUAUGAAACAAAGAUAUGUUGGCCACUGUAACGUUGGUACAGACAUAAAACAAGCCAGUUUUCUCGGACAGCAAGGUGAGUUUGUGGCAAGUGGCAGUGAUGAUGGGAGAUUGUUUAUUUGGGAAAAGAGAACAGGAAGACUGGUUAAAGUGCUUCUUGGAGAUGACGCUGUUGUCAAUUGUGUCCAGUGCCAUCCAUUUCAUUGCACCAUUGCAACUAGUGGAAUUGAUAAUACAAUCAAGAUGUGGAGCCCACAUGCUCAAGUUCCGUCGAUAGUUGCAGGAGGUGUAGCAGGACCUGAUUCAGCUGAUGUUCUUAGUAUCAUGGAAAGUAAUCAGCACAAGUUGUUGAAUAAUCGCCUUUCGAGUUCCUGGAGAGAUUUAGGAUGCACGAGUUUGCUGAAGGAACUUUACGUCCUUUCGAAUGUGCUCAGAGCUGAUUUUUGUGUUCAAAGCUCUAGCAACUUUCCAUUUUUUUACAAAGCGGGCUUGCAUUGGAGGACUGAGGGAGGCUAUUACCCAAAAUAAGUCAUCGGUUGUGUUCUGUUUUCUGGAGGAUUACACUGUGAUGGUUAUUUAUUCCUUCUACAAUUCCUGAUUGCAGUUGAGGACAAAAAGAUCGAAAAACUUGGCUGAAGGCUUUUAUAAUUUUGGGCAAGCGAGCUGAUUUGAUUGGUUUUGUUUAUAACUAUUGCACCUCGUUAGUAGUCUUUGAGGUUUGAUGUAAAUAAUGUGUGUAAACUGUUCUUAGUGUUGUUAAGGAGCAAUUAUUACGUCCGGUCAAAUCCGAACGUAUCUGAAUGUAUACCGAGCAAUACCGAGUUUCAGGUGACGUGGCGCAUGGUUAUUGGUCUAUGAACGCGUUCGAUCGACCGGACGUAAUAAUUUCUCGUUGUUAAGGCUCUGUAUUCAAAUCUUUCAAUCUCUUGUGAAUAUAUUGGAUGGGCAAAGAAAAAUGAUUUGAGCCGUUGAAACUCUGCCUAAAUAAUGUUCAUUAUUACAAGUGCUGCGCCUCAGAAUUGACUGUAUUCGGUUAAUGCAGCGAAGUCCAAAAGCAUGUAAAGAGUUAGUGUGAAAAGCGAAGGCUUUGAGUUGUGAAAGAAAGGGAUGGUGGGAAUCUUUUUUUAUCUAUAUUUUAUUUUUUUUAAUUAAUUGUUGGGGAAAAAAUUGGCAUAUUAUUUGUUUAUAAAGCCCUUUGAUUAUAAUGUAAAUAUAAAGUUUUAAGUAAAUGUGAAGUAAGAGUAUUAGGUUUUA
Messenger RNA from Dendrobium catenatum, 3208 nucleotides. Its product is annotated as WD repeat protein iqw1. Gene Ontology annotation, molecular function: protein binding. Lineage: Eukaryota; Viridiplantae; Streptophyta; Magnoliopsida; Asparagales; Orchidaceae. Gene Ontology annotation, cellular component: Cul4-RING E3 ubiquitin ligase complex; cytoplasm. Bases 137 to 2482 code for a protein of 781 amino acids. The record is from RefSeq and is a predicted model, not a curated record. The transcript has 20 exons. Gene Ontology annotation, biological process: negative regulation of fatty acid biosynthetic process.